GGAGAGGAGAGAGGAGAGGAGAGGAGAGGGGGAGAGAGAGACCGGGGGUUCACGGCUUGCAAACGGCCGGCCGGUCCAGCUGCACUUUCUCCUCCGCCGCUGCUGCCGCGGGGGGAAUUAAAUUAUUUCAAAACAACCUCACACAAGAGAGAGGAGGUGUAGUGUUGGACAAGGGGAGCGCAGACAGACAAGAGAGGGUAAGAAAUGAUGAAGACCGAGUUCUGGGACCUGCUGUAAGGACAGGAAGGAAGGCGAGAUGGCAGUGCAUGUUUUCAAAUGCCUGCGCCGACCCGGGCGCUAGAACAACCAACAGGGCGUCUGUGGUUUGUUUGUGUGUGUGUGUGUGUGUGUGUGUGAGAAGUGAGUCAGUGUGUGAGUGUGUAGGGCCACCCAGUGUUUUGACAGGAGAGUUAUGGAAUAUGAGGAGCCCGACGUGCCCCCAGCUGACACCCCCAUCAAAAGAGGAGGAGUUGUGUCCAAGAAGACUCAUUUGACCCAGAUUGAAGUUAUCCCAUGCAAGAUCUGCGGUGACAAAUCCUCUGGAGUGCAUUAUGGAGUCAUCACAUGUGAGGGCUGCAAGGGAUUUUUCCGGCGUAGUCAGCUGCCUACUGUAUCCUACUCCUGCUCCAGGCAGAGCAACUGUCAGAUCGACCGGGCCAGCCGCAACCGCUGCCAACACUGCCGUCUGCAGAAGUGCUUGGCGCAGGGCAUGAGCAGAGAUGCGGUGAAAUUUGGACGGAUGUCCAAACGUCAGCGGGACUCCCUGAUCGCUGAAGUGGAGAGGCACCGACAGCAGCAACAGCAGCAACAGCAGCAGCUUCAGGGAGACGCCCAGUCUGUCUUGUCCUACUCCACCAAGGCCCGCCAAGACCGCUCCCCACAGCUCCUUCAGCCCAUGGCCUACUCCUUCACCGGGGAAACUGAGCUGCUGACCUACACUGCUGAUGUUCACCCAUACCUGCUGUGCUCCCCAAACGAGUCACAGGUGUCAGGUAUGAUCUACCGAGGCUCCGGUGUCUCUCCCACUUUAAGAUCCCAGGGGAGGGGAGACAACAGCGGACAUCCCGACGUAAGAGGAUUUGACUCCAGACAGCCAUCUCAUGAUCUGAUGGCCAUUCAUCCCUACAACCCUCUCGAGGAUCCUUACAGCCUCUAUCCUCACUCUCUAAGAAACAUAGAUGAGCUGUGUGCCAGCAUUGUGCGUUCCCACAGAGAGACCAGCCAGUACAGAGUGGAGGAGCUGCAGGCUCUCAGAUGGAAAUUGUUCAGCAGAGAGGAGAUCCAAGCCUACCAGAGCAAAUCAGUGGAUGAGAUGUGGCAGCACUGUGCCGUCCGACUGACUGAUGCCGUGCAAUAUGUGGUGGAGUUCGCGAAACACAUCCCAGGCUUCCGUAUGCUCAGCCAAAACGACCAGAUUGCUCUCCUGAAGACCGGCUCCAUGGAGGUGGUUCUGGUCAGGAUGAGUCGGUUCUUCAACACGGAAAACAACACCGUCUUCUUUGACGGGAAAUUUGCUGGAGGGGAAGUCUUCAAGUCCUUGGCAUGUGGUGAUUUAAUCACUGCGGUGUUUGACUUUGCUCAUGGUAUGUGUGCUCUAAAGCUCACUGAGCACCAGAUCGCUCUCUUCAGUGCUCUGGUGCUGAUCAACACUGAUCGUCCAAGUCUGGAGGAUAGAAGCAGGGUUCAGCGAGUGCAAAGAAGCGUGGAGUUAGGACUCACACACAUUCUGCGCCGAGACAACCAAGAAAGUCUAAUGCACAAGCUCUACCAGAGGAUGGCGGUGUUGCGUUCACUGUGCAGUCUGCACAUGGAGAAGCUGCGCUGGUUCAGUCAGCGUUACCCGCUCACCGCUCACUCUCUGUUCCCUCCACUCUACAAGGAGCUGUUUGCCUCUGAGGCAGAGCUGCUGCCGGGGACCACUCACUGAUGAUUUAGUAGAAUAUGCAAAGACACAGUCGUACACACACACACACACACACACACACACACACACACAUACACACACACAUUAUUUUAAAUCUCAUCAUUACUUCCUGACAGAAUCUAUUUUUCUAAUAAUAAAAAAUGAGAGAGAAGCACAAUAGUUGUAGUGUGUUAAGUAUUACAUGACUCCCAGCAGAGCUUUUUGGUAGAUUGUGUCAAACAUAAAUUUCCAUAUUUUGAUAGCUUAAAACUAUUUUGAUUAUUCCAGGGAAACAGAUGUUUUGUUGUUCUUUGACAGUACCUUUUCAGUGGGAUUCAUUUUCUCUCAGGAGUGUGCUUUUGUGAUUCUGUCCAGUUGUUACAGUUGUUGUGUGUUCAGACAUAGAGAUUCAAAGAGGCAGCACAAACUUAAAAUGGUAAAUAACUCAGACUGUUCUUGUAGAAUUAAAUAUUAUAAGUAACCUUUAUGCCUCAAAACAUUUUCAUCUCAACAUCAUUGCUGUAUUAUACUGUUUUCGCAAUGUCAGACAUUUGAAUGAUAAUAUAUUGCGUCACAACUAUUCCCUUCAACAACAACAAUCGGAAGACAUCAUUUUUGUUAAAUGCCAGUAAACUGUAAGACUCUUGUCCUCAUUGUGACAGUCUCAGAAACAACUGAGCUGAAUGUGAUAUGUGUACAUAUUCAGUGCUAAACACACCCAAAAAGAGACAAGAGACCUGCCUCAUUGCAUCUGUAUGUCUCUAAAGAAAUGUUUCUCCUCAGGUUGAUGUUGUCACAGAUUGACUAAUAAGUCCUACAAAGUGGCAGUACCUCUAAAAUGUUAUCCUUUGUGUUUGAAUAAAUCCUCACAGGCUUUUAUAUCUUUUGAGCUUUGAAAAGAUGUUGCAUUAAAUGUAGAAUAAAUAUUAAAUUACAAAAAUGUGGAGAUACAGUAGAAGUCUCUUCCUCUGUGUGCAAACUUUUCCCCUUUUUUCAGAUUAACCUGCAUAUGUUUUGUUUUCUCUACAUAUCUUUAAAUAAAGCCAUGAGUGCAGAGGAAAUGAUGAGAGGUUUCAGCAUUAAGUAAUACAUGUCUGGAUGUAGUUCGUCCUGUUCCUGGAACAGUGGAGGUUAUAAUGAAGAUAAUUCCAUGUAACUCUUAUAAUAAACUGCUGAGCCCGUGACACCAAA
This is a messenger RNA of Dicentrarchus labrax (European seabass), 3094 nucleotides long. RefSeq names its product RAR-related orphan receptor C (gene rorc). Gene Ontology annotation, biological process: regulation of transcription by RNA polymerase II. Gene Ontology annotation, molecular function: nuclear receptor activity; zinc ion binding; RNA polymerase II cis-regulatory region sequence-specific DNA binding. Gene Ontology annotation, cellular component: nucleus. The transcript has 13 exons. The record is from RefSeq and is a predicted model, not a curated record. Bases 413 to 1927 code for a protein of 504 amino acids. NCBI's taxonomy places the organism in Eukaryota, Metazoa, Chordata, Actinopteri, Moronidae.